AUGUCUGUGUCACUCCUGAAGUUCCAAGCAGGAAAAAAAGAAGAAUGGAGCAAACAAAGUAGUGAAAUACUUGCUUUCUACUGUUCAGAGACACAGAACGAGAGCUUCCAGGCAAACUUGUCCAACUUAGAGAAGAAGCAGCUUUGCAGGAUUUUGAAAAAAGAGAAAAGGAACUUCAAGAAGGAAAUUAAAGCCUUCUGUCAUGCCCAUAAGAAUUUCCAUGAGAUCAAAGCGUUUCAUAAAGAGACCAAAGCUAAAGCCCUAUGGAAGGAAAUAAGGAUCUUCAGGGAAAAGAACAAGUCUUGCAUGGAAGAAAUUAAGAAUGUUUUAGAAGACAGCAAUACACAAGACAGCAUCCUACACGAGAUUAGGGACUUCCAGAUUUAAAAAAAAAAAAGGGUUUCCCAAGAACAAGCUGGUAACGUUCAGUAAAAGCUUGAAAAAAUCUGGAAGAAAAUGAAGGCUGCUAAGGAGAAUAUUGAGGUUCUUGAAGAAAGGAAUAAGGCUGGUCAGGAAGCAGUCAGAGCUUCCCUAAAACAGAAUGAAGAUACCCAAGAAAAGAAUAAAUCCCUGUAAGAGAAGAACAAAAUCCUGCAGGGAAAGUAUAAAGCUCUGCAGGAAAAUAACAAGGCUUUCUGGAAGGACUAUGAUUUCUGGAAGAAGAACAAGAUCUGGGAGGAAGAGUUGGCCAUCACAAUCAGCAAACUGAUUCUCUGGGAAGAAUGUAUAGCUCCUGGGCAGAAUGACUGGAGGAUUCAAAAGGAAGAAGGAGCUCUAUGGGAUGUAAUGAAAGUCCUGAGAAAUGUAUAUAUUCCUCCAGGAGAAGAAAAACUACAGGAAAUAGGAGAGAACAAUCUUUGUGGCAAUUAUGGUCCAGAUGUGGACAGUAGAAAUAAAACACUGGAGUAAAUUAAGAGAUCUGAAGCACAACUUCACCUCCAAUGA
Messenger RNA from Melopsittacus undulatus (budgerigar), 945 nucleotides. It is a transcript of the gene CCDC70, whose product is annotated as coiled-coil domain containing 70. Lineage: Eukaryota; Metazoa; Chordata; Aves; Psittaciformes; Psittaculidae. The record is from RefSeq and is a predicted model, not a curated record.